AUAUAUAAUCGGUUAUGAAUGACUAAAAGAAAAAAUAAAAUGGACUGAAAAUACUCUAUAGUUCGGUCCAAUCUCAUAAUAUUUUCUCUUUUUCAACUCCAAUUCGUUAUAUACACUCCACUCUCUCCCUUUCUCAUUCUCUCUCGUCGAUCACCGAAGAUUCCGACUAGCUCUGUCAACCAUGGACGUGAAGAAAACCCUAGGCGACCUCGACAAGGAGUCCUUCAUCACCCUCCUCUCCAAGCUCAUCGGCGAGGCCAAGUUCGUCCAGAACAACCCGCCGGACCUGAUUCCCCAGGAGGACCGAGUUGUGAAGCACGUUCUCGACUCGCUCCUCCCACUCAGCACCACCACCGGCGGCGGACCCUUGCUCAUCAAUCACGUGACUUACUACCCCGGCAGGGGCAACGUGAUUAUCGAGUACCCGGGGACUGUCCCCGGCAAAGUCUUGUCCUUUGUGGGGUGCCACAUGGACGUCGUCACUGCCAAUCCUGAAGACUGGGAAUUUGAUCCCUUCUCCUUGAGCAUUGAUGGGGACAAACUGUGUGGACGAGGAACCACUGAUUGCUUAGGGCAUGUUGCACUUGUAACUGAGCUCAUGAAAAGGCUGGCAGAGACAAAACUAAAACUGAAGUCAACUGUGGUAGUUGUCUUGAUAGCAAACGAAGAGAACUCUGCCAUUUCAGGAGUUGGUGUGGAUGCACUUGUUAAGGAUGGGCUACUCAAUAAGCUAAAGGAUGGUCCUUUGUUUUGGAUAGAUACAGCAGAUAAACAACCAUGCAUUGGUACUGGUGGAUCGAUACCUUGGAAGCUUCAUGUGACCGGGAAGCUUUUUCACAGUGGUUUAGUGCACAAGGCUAUAAACCCUUUGGAGCUAGCUAUGGAAGCAUUGAAGGAGAUCCAAUCACGGUUCUAUAGAGACUUUCCUCCCCACGAGAAGGAAAAGGUGUAUGAAUAUGCAACACCAUCAACUAUGAAACCAACCCAAUGGAGUUAUCCAGGUGGUGGAAUAAAUCAAAUUCCAGGGGAGUGUACAAUUUCAGGAGAUGUCAGGUUGACUCCAUUCUACGAUGUUAAGGACGUGAUGAAAAAGCUUCAAGAAUAUGUGGAUGACAUUAAUGAAAACAUAACAAAGCUAGACACACGAGGUCCAGUUUCAAAGUAUGCCCUGCCUGAUGAAAACUUACGGGGAAGGCUUACAAUAAGCUUUGAUGAGGCAUCAUCUGGAGUUGCUUGUGACUUGGAGUCUUGCGGCUUUCAUGUGUUAUGCAAAGCUACUGAAGAGGUUGUUGGCCAUGUUAAGCCUUACUCGAUUACCGGAACUUUGCCUCUCAUUAGAGAACUGCAGGAUGAAGGAUUCGAUGUUCAAACUUCCGGCUAUGGUUUGAUGUCUACAUACCAUGCCAAGAACGAGUACUGCUUGUUUUCUGAUAUGGCACAAGGCUACCGGGUGUUUGCAAGUGUUAUCUCCCAACUAGAAGAUUGAGGAUCAGCAAAGAAGAAAGUACCAGAAUUAAAGAUUUAGAAUAAUGAGGGAAACUACAAGUGGGAAAUGGUAGUGCAAAAUCAUACUUUGAACACUGCAUUUGUUCUUUUUAGAUGCCAAGCUGACAAGUUACUGCAAUUAAACUGCAUAUCCUGGUUUAGUUACAGUAGCUUCACACAUACCAUAGGAAAACUUGUCUUACUUUGUAGCUUGGUGGAGAAUAUGACCUUACUUCAAGCUUAGAGAUCGGUGUUGAAAACUUGUCUGACUAAUAGCUAUCUUUUAUGUAUUGAAGUUUCUUUCAUUUCCUUCUCAUUUGGUUUUCUUAAAACAUAGUCAAAGACGUUAGCAAGCAUACAUUUGGAUGCAUUUU
Messenger RNA from Fragaria vesca subsp. vesca, 1859 nucleotides. RefSeq names its product acetylornithine deacetylase-like. The record is from RefSeq and is a predicted model, not a curated record. The coding region runs from base 182 to 1486 and encodes 434 amino acids. NCBI's taxonomy places the organism in Eukaryota, Viridiplantae, Streptophyta, Magnoliopsida, Rosales, Rosaceae. The transcript is spliced from 10 exons. Gene Ontology annotation, molecular function: hydrolase activity.